GCGCCUGCACGCUUGCUUUCCUAACCGCGCGCGGCACUCAGAUCUCAUUAUGUCACUUCAGAUGUCGGCCGCGUAGAUAGAUAGCGGCAGCGCAAUAUACAGGAGGUGGAGUACCGGGGAGAGCGUAUCAGUGUCACCCCCGCGCCAGAUUGUCAAUGUGCGGUUGUCACCUCUCGUGGUCGCUCGUCACACGCUCGCGACGCGGGGCGACGCGUACGUCAUUGGAUCAAUAGCCGUCUGCGCCAAUUACAAGCGGCGUAUUGACUCAAUAGUUGUGUAAUUUCGGCGAGCGCGGCACGGGUGUACGUCGGUGCUUUGUCAACAGUAGCGGGCGCCGUGCGCAAGGGAGGCAGAAGAUAUGUGAUACAGCCCGCUGGCAGACAUACACGCACGCACGCACGCACACGCGCACGCACGCACGCGCGCACCGAUACCCGUGCGCGUCCCCAGCACGGCGUCAGUGCGCAACCAGCUACCGUCGGCGACAGAUUUUCGUGUUCGCUUCGCGGCGACAGUUGCUACUUCGACGAGAAUUCCCGCGUCGGCAAGCGUUCCUGCGUCGGCAAGAAUUCCUGCGUCGGCAAGCGGUCUGCGACGGCGACGCAUUCAACGUCAUCUCGACGCUGACUAACUACGUCGCUUGCGACACCGGACAGAGAGCGGCGGUGACGGUGGUGACACUCCUGUCUCUCCGUCGAUCAGGCGACGACCGUCGGAAACGCAAACGGGCCACAAUUGAACUGGUUAGCGAUCCGAAGCGACAAACAGUUAAAGACUGCGACCGCACACGUCUUCCCCGUCGACGGACGUAGAAAGACACAGAGAGAACGAGGAAACGGGAAGGGAGAGCGAGAGAAGGGAGAGAGAGAAAGAGAGCGAGAGAGAGAGAGAGAGAGAGAGGGGGGUAAGGACGUGUCCCGUGUGAGCACAGCUGAUAAACAUUGUCGCAUGAGCCCUACCAGUCGCUCUCUUCCGUAGCUCAAGGACACACGCGCACGCACGCACGCACGCACGCACGCACGCACGCACGCACGCACGCAUACGCGCGUACGUGUACCGACGCAAGAUGGAGACGUCGGAGGACGAGGUCGUGUCGGCCGGCGUGCUACGUCACGCACGCAACGUCGGCGUCGCGAUGGAGACGACGACGACGACGACGAUGACGACGCCGACACUAAAAUCACGGAAGCCGACAGGCGGCAACAACAACAUCAACAACAACAUCAACAACAACAUCAUCAACAACAACAUCAACAACGUCGCAGCAGCGCGACGUAAGGUGAACAACAUUGAGGCCGAGAAGCUGAAAUCUCGCGCGAAAGACGUCGCUGCCGACGGCAGAGAGACGGCCGGUAACGUCGCCGACGAGCCGACGACAAACUCCAGCGACUCGUGGGCGACGGACGGCGGCAGCGUCCCGGGUUCGCGCAACAGUCCGCCGCAGCACCGGGACUCGAACCACCACUGCCAGCAAGUGAAAGCCGGUAAGCGACAGCGCUGCGAUGACGAUGGCAGCGGCGGCGGCGGCGACGACGUUGACGAUGACGACGCGUCGAGGAAGCGGCGAGCGUCGCCCGUCGUACUGCGCGAACCACAACAGCAGCAGUCGGAGGUCAGGACUACGGCGUUCUCUGUGAACGACAUACUUGACCCGCAGAAGUUCACCGGUUCGCGUCCUGGUACCGACUCGAGUGUCUGGCAUCCGUGGAACGAAGACCCUUCUAUCCAACACGACACAUGCGGGGAGCGACUCCUCGAAGCCCGCAACAAACUCGAGGAAUCGGACGACGAGGCAUCCUCAGCCGACAACGACGACGACGCCGACGCGACGACCGACGGCGACGCGAAAUGCGACAAGCCCGAGAUGUCGUCGUCCGUCGACACGGACGGUAAGAGUAAGAAGAAGCGACCGCCAGGUGGCGGUGACAGCAAGGCCGGCAAGCCUCGGCGAGCGCGUACGGCGUUCACUUAUGAGCAGCUCGUCGCCCUCGAGAACAAAUUCAAGACAACUCGUUACCUGUCCGUGUGCGAGCGACUCAACCUCGCGCUGUCGCUGAGUCUCACGGAGACGCAGGUCAAGAUCUGGUUCCAGAAUCGACGCACUAAGUGGAAAAAGCAGAAUCCGGGUAUGGACGCGAACAGUCCAACGAUAGCACCCUCUCCACCGAUGUCGUCGCUAGGCUACUCUUCACACUACGGUCACGGACUGCUACCGUAUGGCUCGCAGAUGCACUACCUGGCAAGCGCAGGCUCAGCCCUACCUUACCUCAUGAGUCACGGUGGUGGGUAUGCUACGCCACAUAGUUUCUACUCGCAUAUGGGGCAUACGCCCAUCUCUAUACACGACUCAAGCCUCAGAUAGAAGCAGGAGCAUUAUACGUAGGGUCGCGCAUAUUUCUAUAUAAGUUGUUUUUUGUGUAUAUAUGUGUAUAUGUAGGUGUUAAUUCAUUGACAUCCGCUAAUAUAUACGUGCAUUUCAUUAGGAUAUCUGCACGUGAAUUAAUGUUAACCGGAUGUUUGGAAUCUCAUAAUGCUAGGCGCCGGCAGAGGAUGUCUUUCUUCAAAUAUUAGAAUCAGGCGAAUACGCGAGCUGCUGUUAGGCCAGUGGACCAAUCAUUAGGCCACUCGAAGUUGCUAAUUUACCUAUCAUCCUGGCGUGCUUGGCAAACAUUAAUUGAAGUGAUAGAACGUUACAAAUUACUGUUUGGCAACGAGGUGCCGAAAAGUCGAAACUUGCACGCGUGCACGAGUGGGAAACAAGUAUGAAUUGGUCUAGCUUCAUGGGCCUGAUUACGAUAUUUAUAGGUGGGUUACGUGAUUCACAGACGAAUACGUUACUUAAUGUCUAAUCACCGAGACGGGUCAUAAUAUUUUUUCUUGACAUUCUUGUUAUGUUCUCGUCAUUUAAAAGUCGUAAUUCGCUUUUUUAAUUUUUUGCCAAGUAGCAAACGAUAUGUGGCAUUGUUAAUGAGAGUUAGCCUAAUUAAUAUAACGAUUACCAUAUGAAAAUAGGUCACAUAAGUGUAAAUAUUGUAUUCGUGAUUCAACGAACUAUCCAAAGACAUUAUUUAAAUAACAAAAGCGUUUAUAAUACUCAACUCUUGCAAGUUUAAACAUUACAAGAGAAACAUGUACUAUACGUUUGGUAUUUUUAAGAUUGUUUUUUUUCUUUGGCUGCACGUACGCACGAACGCAGGUGCGUCCAUAUAAUAGCCAGGAAUAAAUUAUCCCACAUGGACUUGUAUAUAGUCAUUUAUGUGCUACAUUGAUACUACUGUGUAAUAAAUACAGUCUGAUUACGUACACGUUUUGAAACGACGGUAGCAUGUAGCCUGUCAGCUUGCAAGAAAAGUAACAGCAUUUACAGCGUGUUCCAUGAACGAUAUACAGCAUAUCAUAUGCGCUUCAUUAGAUUAUUUUAAUUUCUAUUUUAAAAUGUCUAAAAAAUAGCAUGGCAUAUCACGAGAAUAAGCGCAGUGACAAUUAGAAGAAUGUGGUUUGAUAAUUUAUUACCGUGAAAAUAUUGAGGUAAACGACUCUUGCAUGCAUGUGAUUAUAUUCAAGAAACAGAGAUUUGAAAAUAUAUUUAUGCUUCUAUUCAUAGCAAA
This is a messenger RNA of Priapulus caudatus, 3608 nucleotides long. RefSeq names its product NK1 transcription factor-related protein 2-like. Gene Ontology annotation, molecular function: DNA-binding transcription factor activity, RNA polymerase II-specific; RNA polymerase II cis-regulatory region sequence-specific DNA binding. The record is from RefSeq and is a predicted model, not a curated record. The coding region runs from base 1067 to 2362 and encodes 431 amino acids. The transcript is spliced from 2 exons. NCBI's taxonomy places the organism in Eukaryota, Metazoa, Priapulida, Priapulimorpha, Priapulimorphida, Priapulidae. Gene Ontology annotation, cellular component: nucleus. Gene Ontology annotation, biological process: cell differentiation; regulation of transcription by RNA polymerase II.